GUUACGACGCUUUCAAAACGCAAGAAAUCGUUUUUUUCAAUCUGGGUAAUUGUAUAGAAAACGAGGGCAUAGCACCCUUAAAUAACGGGGUGAUCAAUUUAAAAAUGUCGGGAAGCAACGAACCUAUAGAUAUCUACUAUUUCCCUCCAAGUGCUCCAUCGAGGGCAGCUCUGAUGCUCAUAAAAGCUCUCGGUUUGAAGCACAAUGUCAAAACUGUCGUUUUGCCAAAUGGUGAACAUAUGAAGCCCGAAUUUUUAAAGCUGAAUCCUUUGCAUACCAUACCUGUUAUUGAGGAUAAUGGCUUUACUUUAUAUGAGAGUCACGUUAUAAUGAAAUAUUUGGUGGAUGUAUAUGGAAAAGACGACAGCUUAUUUCCUAAAGAUCCCAAGAAAGGAGCCAUUGUAAAUUUAAGAUGUUACUUUAGCGCGUGCUAUCUAUUUCCGAGAUUUGCUGAAUAUCACGUCCCUACUAUGUUUCAUGGAGUACUACCAUCAGAAGAAGGUCUUAAAAAACUCAAAGAGGUUUUGGAACACCUGAACGGUUUUUUAGAUAACCAAAUGUACGUAGCUGGUCCCACACUAACUGUAGCCGAUUUCGCUAACAUUACUCUCAUAACAACCAUCGACGCAGCCGGCAGCGUAGAUUUAAGAUCUUACCCGAACAUAUGGAUGUGGUACCAGCGGUGUAAGAAAUCCAUGGAAGAAUAUGGAUUCGAAGAAGUCAAUCAGGCGGGAGCAUCGGCCUUUGGUCAGAUGUACAAGACUAAAUUAUCAAGUAUUAAAUGAACGAAAAAAGUUUUUUCAUGUUUAUAAACAUGAUAAUCACUUGUUUAUUUAUAGUUGGUAAAAUCUAUUUUCAAAUAAAGGCACUUUCUAUA
Sitophilus oryzae (rice weevil) is the source of this 877-nucleotide messenger RNA. Its product is annotated as glutathione S-transferase 1-like. The record is from RefSeq and is a predicted model, not a curated record. Gene Ontology annotation, molecular function: glutathione transferase activity. NCBI's taxonomy places the organism in Eukaryota, Metazoa, Arthropoda, Insecta, Coleoptera, Curculionidae. The transcript is spliced from 6 exons. Bases 105 to 785 code for a protein of 226 amino acids. Gene Ontology annotation, biological process: glutathione metabolic process.